Esox lucius (northern pike) is the source of this 3082-nucleotide messenger RNA. RefSeq names its product collagen alpha-2(VI) chain. The transcript has 31 exons. The record is from RefSeq and is a predicted model, not a curated record. Lineage: Eukaryota; Metazoa; Chordata; Actinopteri; Esociformes; Esocidae. Bases 29 to 3082 code for a protein of 1017 amino acids.
ACUGUUGUGCAGCAGAUCGGACGCUCCUAUGACUGCCAGAGGAAUCAUGGCAGGAGUACUGAGGACUGUCCUGUUGCUGUGGGUCCUCCAAGUCUCUGCUCAGGACCCAGAAUACGAUAACCUGCUGGUGAGACCCAGGAACAUGAAUAUUGAAAAGGAAGACUGCCCCAUCAACGUGUACUUCAUCCUGGACACGUCUGAGAGCGUUGCCCUAAAGGAGUUCCCGUGGGGCAGCGUGGUGGAGCAGCUCAAGCUGUUCCUGGAAAGCUUUCUGCUGAAGCUGCGCUCCACCACGCUAAGAGCCAAGGGGGUGGUGUGGGGCUACGGGGGGCUACAUUUCUCGGACCAUGUGGAGGUCUUCAGCCCGAUGACCAUCGAUCCAGUUCUCUUCCUGGAACAGGCCAACAAAAUCAGAUACAUAGGCAGGGGUACCUACAUUGAUUGCGCUCUGACCAACAUGACGGAGCAGUUGAGGCUGGCCGCCAGGGGAAAGCCCCGCCUCCAGUACGCCGUGGUUCUGACCGACGGCCACGUCACCGGAAGCCCCUGCGGAGGCGUGUCGCGGGCCGCGGAGGCCGCGAAGGCCGCGGGCGUCAAGAUCUUCGUGGUGGCCACGAGCGAGGAGCCGCUGGAGAGCGAGCUCAAGCAGGUCGCAAGUUCUCCAUCGGAGCUCUAUAGGAAUAACUACACGGCCUCGCCGCCGAGGAACAGAGAGGCCGCAGUCCGCAGGAUAACCGACACAAUGAUCAAAGAAGCUGAAUUUCAGUGCGGCGUUCCUCUGUGUAUCCAAACCAAGGGAGCCGUAGGCCCAAAGGGGUACAAAGGAAUGAAGGGUUCGAAGGGAACCGGUGGUGCCAUUGGGGAACCUGGGGAGCCCGGUCCACCGGGAGACCUUGGUAUUGAAGGCCCAAUUGGUUUAUCUGGGGAGAAGGGUGUUCCAGGCCUCAAAGGAGGGAAGGGAGAUGCUGGAUGGUCUGGUUUCAAGGGUCAAGGUGGAUCUCCUGGCUAUGAUGGAAUGGAUGGUGAUAAGGGGAAGGCCGGCAUUAUUGGCAAACCUGGAUGUAAAGGAGAUGCCGGCGUGCCGGGAGAAGCCGGUUCCCCCGGUGACUUUGGUGUGAAGGGUGAGGCGGGCGAACCAGGCGAAAAGGGUGUCUCUGGGCAGCCGGGCAGACCUGGACCCCAGGGUCCUCGCGGAGAUCAAGGCAAUAAGGGUGUUCUGGGCUACAGAGGAAACCCUGGUCUAGUUGGACUAAAAGGAGCCAAGGGUCGAAUGGGGCCUGAUGGGAAACCUGGAAACACCGGUAGCAGAGGGGACCGUGGCAAAGUCGGAUCACAAGGCAAGACUGGCAAGAAAGGAGAAAAGGGAGAACUAGGCUCUGAGGGUGUGAGUGGAGGACCCGGGGAGAACGGCACGAAAGGAGUGACGGGAACUCCAGGCUACCCGGGAGCGCGUGGUCCACUGGGUGAGAAUGGAGAAUUAGGACUUGUGGGUCCUCGCGGGGACCCAGGGGAGUUCGGGCCUCUAGGAGAUUCUGGACUGGCUGGGCCCAAGGGAGAUCAAGGAAAAGAUGGAUAUAAUUACCCAGGACCCAGGGGACCUCAGGGAGAAAGAGGAGAUCCAGGUUUACUUGGACUGCCGGGCACCAGAGGUUAUAAUGGAGAAAAAGGAACUCAGGGGACCAAAGGAGCUAAAGGAUUGUCAGGGGGGCCCGGAGAGGGGGGGGUCCCUGGAGACAGAGGGGAGAGGGGUUUGCCUGGACAACCGGGAACCCCUGGUCAUCGUGGGAAUCCCGGUCUGGCUGAAUGUGAAGUCAUGGAAUAUGUCAGAGAAACAUGCGGCUGCUGUGAUUGUGAAAAGGUUUGCCCUCCAAUCGACCUCGUGUUUGUGAUUGACAGCUCAGAGAGUAUUGGAAAAACAAAUUUCAGUCUGGCUAAAAACUUUGUCAUCAGUGUAGCAAACAGGCUUGGGAAGAUGGCAAAAAAUGUCUCUGAAGUCUCAGGGCCUCGUUUGGGCGUGGUCCAGUACAGUCACAGAGGAGCAGUUCAGGCCAUCAGGUUGAAUGACAGGCGCAUCACUUCUGUGACGUCAUUCAAGGCCAAGGUCAAAGCCAUGGACUGGAUUGCUGGAGGCACCUGGACUCCCUCUGCCUUGAAAUACACCUACGACCAGCUGAUAGUUCCAGGCCGCAGGGGAAGAACUAAGACAGUGGCUAUCGUCAUCACAGACGGACGUUACGACCCAAAGGACCUGGACAACCUUGGGGCCCUGUGCAACGGAGUGGAAGUGUAUGCCAUCGCCAUCGGGGACAUGUUUGACUCCGGGGCGGAGAAGCAGAAUCUGGUGAAGAUUGCCUGUGAUAUGGGCGACCGGGUGAAGACCCUGAGUGUCUAUGCUGAACUCACUGCUGAGGAGUUCUUAGAGGAAAUUGAACAAAUCCUUUGCCCAGAACCGGAGACUAUCUGCCCAGAUGUGAAGUGUACCUCAGGUCUGAGUUUUGCUCCACUGACCCAGCGGCCUGUAGACAUCAUGUUCUUCAUCGACGGUUCUGAAAGAACCGGGAAACAAAACUUCUUCAGAGCCAUAGAAUUCAUAGUGAAAUUAUCUGAAAUGAUCCCCCUCUCCCAGACGCCAUCCUCAGGAGCUACAUUUUUCUUGGUCCAGUUUGGAGGGGAGCAAGACCCGGACGUUCUACUGGACUCCAACAGCCGGAGAAGGAUCAGCUCUUGGGUCUCGGAGGCGGCGUACCGUGACUCAACCUCCACUCUGGGAAGUGCUAUUCUCUACGUCACAGAUAAACUUGCUAAACCUGAAGGUCCAUUUCGAUCGGUGCGGCCGGACGCAGAACUCUUAUUUGUGUUCAUUACAGACGGCGUGACCUCUGAGAAGAACUUUGACGACGGCAUAACAGCGAUGCGGCGCGCUAACGCUGUCGGUGUGGCCAUCGCUGUGGGUUCUGAUAUCGACCGGGAUCGGCUGCUGCAACUCACUCUCGGGGAAAAAGGGCUCAUCUUUAACCUGAAGAGUUAUAGUGACAUGGCCCUUCCUGGCGUUGUCAAACAUUUUGCUAAUUGCCUUGGUUAA